AACACCACGCACUCGUAGUGUGGGAAGAAAUUUAAAGGAUAGCUUUCACAGCAUGCAUUCAAUGACAACUCGUUCUCAAGGUCCCACUAGAGUGCAGAUGCCUAUAUUACAAAAUAAUGUGGGCACAGAAAACUAUGUCCCUUAUUCAUUUGGUGAUGUACAGGCCCUGGUGGACAAAUUGCCUAGUAUUGCAGCUGGUGGCAGAUUGUGGCUUGCCGAACUUGAUAAUCUAACUAAAGGAACUAAACUGGCUUUGGGUGAUUUUAGAGCUGUUCUAGGCCGUUGUGUUCCUGCUUCAACUGCAGAUGACAUUGAAUAUGAAGCUCGAACAUCCAAUAUUAGAGAUGAAACUUUAUUCUCUUCAGUUAUCACUCGUUUGGGGAACGCAAUUAGAGAACAUUUCCCAUUAUCAACUCCUGCAGCGGUUCUCAAGUUUGACUGGGAUCCCUUACAGCAUCCAAAGGAUUUCAUUACUCAAGCUGAAGAGAGUUGGAUUAAACACACACGUGUAAAUCCAAAAGGGGAUAGUUCUAACUUGGGUGAAUUAUUCAGGGAAGCAGUCCUGAAAGGUGUGCCUCCUUUGGUGUCACAGCUGAUGAAACAGAAUCCUGAGAUGCCUGGUUGUGAGUAUGCCCACUGGGAAAAACAUCUUGUACACCAUUUGCAUGUUGCUCAGGAUGUAGAGAAGAAGAAAAAACAAGAGAAAGAGGAUGUUCAUGAUCAAUUAAUCAAAUUGCAAUUAUUAGAUGCUAAACGGCAGGUGAAUCAACGUAAACAAGAAAAAACUGAACAUGUUAUGGUCUCAGCAGUUGCAUCACCUGGGGCUCCAUCCCCGAUGGUGACACCUCAGUUUAAUCCAAUGCAAGGGGGAGGGAUCCCCCCUCCUGUUUUCUAUCCUCCAUGUAACUACAGAUCUGUGGGUUCUGCGCAUGGAUUCGGAUGGCGAUUUGGUGGACAGCGUGGACGGUCAGGUUGGAACUGUGGUCUGAGAGGACGAGGUGGAUGUGGCGGACCUGUGGACAAGUUGGACACUGGGCAAGGGAUUGUCAAUCCCCACCAGGAGGUGAGAUUGUGCCACCAAACCCUAAUAUGGCCCCGCCUCCGCAAGGUCAGUACCCCCAGCUCGGGGAAAACUUUUAUGGACAAUUUUGACACAUCCCUGAGAAUAACUCCAGCAGCAUGAGUUCCGCAGACCCCAUGCUGCCAGCGAAGGCUGGAGAAGAACACAUGAACUUUUUAGUCGACACUGGAGCUACAUAUUCCACUAUAAUCAAUCAGCCAUCUGCCUCUGUGCUGUCGACUAAGACUGUGUCACUAAUGGGUUUCUCAGGGAAGGAACAAUGUCUGCCGUUGACUUUACCACUUCCGGUGAAAGUUGGAAACCAGAAACUGCAUCAUUCAUUCGUAUGGUCUCCAUCUACACUUGUCAAUUUGAUGGGAAGGGACUUGUUGGUUAAACUGGGAGCCGCAGUGCUUUGUGGACCUCAAGGUUUGACUGUUACCUUUCCAGACGGUUCUUCUCUAGCAUGUGGUCACACUUUCCAGGAUGGACAAUAUCUGGUUCGGCCCGUGGGGGAGGAGUUUGCUGACAUCUACUGGGGACUCUUAACAGAACCUGCUGAAGCUGGUGUUCUCUCGGUGUUCCAGCUGUGGAAGCCUUGGAUUCAAAGCCUAAGUUCCUACCUGACUCCACCUGAUCCGCCACACGUCACUCUGUUCUACGACAGAAAUCACACAGAGGAAUCAUUUGCUGCAGAACUUGAAAGUAACGCAUGGACAGUCACAUCUAAGAACAUAUAUGUGGCCCCUGAGGGGGUGGCAGCCGCAGUGAUGUUAACUCCUGAACAACAUCAAUGGUAUAUGAUGUCAGAUGAAGCAUUUCCUCAUAUUUCUCUUUCUCUCCAUUCUGAGCGACAGGCCAGUGAAUUAGGAGGGAUGGUUAAGCGUUCCCUCCAGACUACUGAUUGGGCACCGACCAGCGUCCCAGGUUUGCUGUUUUCAAAUUCCACUAAGACAUAUCAGAUUGUUUGUGAUGUCACUGACAAAGUUCUUUUGAAACAUGAGCUUUUGACUCGACACCAUGGCAGGGAACGUACCGACCAUCAUAAAGCAGCAGAGAUGUUGGAUGCUCUCCCAUCACAACUCUGGGCAACCAGUCCCACGGAUGUGGGAUUAGUUUCAUGUGCUCCAGUUUCAUUUCAGGUUGCAACUGACUCUCCUAUUUGGGUGAAUCAGUAUCCACAUAAACCUCAAGCGGAGGAAGGCAUUGCUGACACCAUCGCGGGCCUUUUGACAGCUGGAGUUUUAGAACCCUCUGUAUCAGCCUGGAACACACCCAUUUUGCCGGUGGAAAAGAAACAAACUGUUUGGAGCCCUCUCAGCAGUGGAUUUACUCCUUACAAGCUGGAGACGGGAAGAAGCUUUCCUGGGCCCCAACGUCGACCACCGGGAACUGCAGACGACCUGCAGAGUCUGACAAGUAAGGAGUACUUCUCACAGUUGCAGGCUGUGCUGGAGGCCAUGGGGGAUUUGAUAAAUUAUUACAACAAGCAUUGUCCCUUACCAAAGGCCAUCAUCAGGUAG
Messenger RNA from Fundulus heteroclitus (mummichog), 2583 nucleotides. RefSeq lists its product as uncharacterized. The transcript has 3 exons. Gene Ontology annotation, molecular function: aspartic-type endopeptidase activity. NCBI's taxonomy places the organism in Eukaryota, Metazoa, Chordata, Actinopteri, Cyprinodontiformes, Fundulidae. The record is from RefSeq and is a predicted model, not a curated record. Gene Ontology annotation, biological process: proteolysis. Bases 1180 to 2583 code for a protein of 467 amino acids.